AUGCUCUCGAGUUCGAGCUCUACGGGGGCAAGGAUCUGCUACAUCACAGUGCCCAGCAAGGAGGUGGCAGACAAGCUCUCGCAAAGCCUGGUCGAGUCCCAGCUAGCUGCGUGUGUCAACAUCAUCCCGGGGAUCGAGAGCAAGUUUCUGUGGCAAGGAAAGAUCGAGACUGAGAAAGAGCUCCUGCUCAUGGUCAAGACUCGUGACACCCUCACCGAUCAGGUUGCUCAGCACGUCAAGAAACAUCAUCCCUACGAUACCCCGGAGUUCAUCUGCACCGACGUGGUCGCCGGACUCCCCGACUACCUCAAGUGGGUCAAGGAUUCCACGAAAUCGCCCUAG
Messenger RNA from Guillardia theta CCMP2712, 342 nucleotides. Its product is annotated as divalent cation tolerance-related protein. Bases 1 to 342 code for a protein of 113 amino acids. Gene Ontology annotation, molecular function: copper ion binding. The transcript is spliced from 5 exons. Gene Ontology annotation, biological process: response to metal ion. The record is from RefSeq and is a predicted model, not a curated record. NCBI's taxonomy places the organism in Eukaryota, Cryptophyceae, Pyrenomonadales, Geminigeraceae.